Rosa chinensis is the source of this 1136-nucleotide messenger RNA. RefSeq names its product F-box/kelch-repeat protein At3g06240-like. The record is from RefSeq and is a predicted model, not a curated record. Bases 280 to 1041 code for a protein of 253 amino acids. NCBI's taxonomy places the organism in Eukaryota, Viridiplantae, Streptophyta, Magnoliopsida, Rosales, Rosaceae. The transcript has 2 exons.
UCUGACCCCAGGAUUGGGUCAGAGCAUAUGCCUCCUCCUCUCUCUCCCAGCCUUGGCUUAAUUGGGACUUGACCCGCCUCAAUUUUGUCUUUUUUCUCAUCUAUUUAUCGUAUUAUGGAUCUAUUUCUUUCUCUUUACAUAUUGUACUAAACUAUAAGUGAAAGUAGAAAGAGGAAAAGAGGAAAACGGAGGAGAAAUGGCGCAGUCUUCCAAAUUGGUGGAAGAGAUGGUCGCACAAUUCCUGUCGAGAUUACCAUCUAAAGCAUUGAUCCGAUUCAAAUGCAUUCGGAUAUUGCUUUAUGCAACCCUUCAAUCAAGGAAUUCAAUCAUCUCCCAAAAUCCUGUAUUCAUCUCCCCCCCAAAGAUGAAGAUGAUUAUGUACAUGAAUGUCACGUGGGAUUUGGCUAUGAUUCCAAAGCCAAGGUUUACAAGGUUGUUAGAAUUGUCGAUUUUUCUUCGUCACAUCGUCCAAGAGUAGAGGUGUACACCUUAGGUGCAGAUUGUUGGAGAGAGAUCAAGGCAUUUGUACUGGGAAAUAUCUGUUGCCAACGUUCUUUACAUACGCACUUUAAGGGAGUUUAUUAUUGGAGUGGGUUUACUUAUAUUACGACAGAGCUACAGUUAGUCUUAUUUGCAUUCGACAUGAGUGAUGAGCUAUUUUAUUUGGUAUAUCCACCGGAGGCUGCAUUUGGAAGUGACUGGAAUCUUGCUGUGUGGAAAGAAUCCCUUCUUCUUAUCACCCAUAGAGAAGAAGCUCCUAAAUGUUUCGAUUUAUGGCUAAAUGAAGACUCUGAUUUUUUGAAAGGUUCAUGGACAAAAUACUUCACUAUCAAACCUAUAGAAGUUGAUAUUCCGUUAGUAUUUUGGAAGAGUAACGAGAUUCUUAUGGUGAAUGUUGAUCGACGUAUAGUUUCCUAUAACCUUGAUACCCAAACGCUCAAGUGUCUGCCGAUUCAUGGAGCGGAAGAUCCUAUAUGUAUUUAUGCUAUUAAUUAUGUAAAUAGCAUUAUUUCAGUAAAGAGAAACAAUAAACUCGAGUAGUCGAGUGUGUUGAAACUUAUAUCUGAUAAAAUAAUAAUUAUACUGGUAGAGGCCAACAAAAUAAAAUUAAUUGCAGGAGAAGAAUUAUUGUGAAA